UGCGUGCCUUGGUUUCUGCACCUCUUUCGCAAAGUAAACAGAAGAGAGAAGAAGAGAAGCAGAGGCUUCACGUUCCUACACACACACACGGGAUUAUCUUUCGCUUCAGCUGCUGAGAGUGUGUGCUGGCAUCCUCAGUGGUGUGUGUAGAGCCUAUGUGUGUGUGUGUGUGUGCAUCAGCUGUAUUAACUCUGACUGCUCAUUGCUGCCACUGAAAGAAGUAAAGAAGCAAGAAGGGAGGGGACAGGAAGUGAAGGCAGAGAGCGAGAAUAGUGAGAGUGAAGUAAACAGAAGUGUAAGUGACUCUCUAUGAGUAAGCUGUCCCGCCUCCACAUGCUGUGCUCUAUGGCGAACUCUGGCUGUGUGCUGCUGUCCGGGUCUGGGAUGUUGGCCCAGUCUCUGCAUUGCCCGCCUGCUUUUCUCUAUCUGCCCCAGGGUAACCAAGAGGCCCCGGCUCCCCCUGAAGCUAUGGCUCAACCUUUCCCACAAGCCCAGUAUCCACCUCCUUCACAGAACGGGAUCCCUGCUGAGUAUGCUACACCCCACACCCACCCACCGGCUGACUACACGGGAACAAGCACAGUGGGCGAGCAUACCCUAACACUAUACACGGCGGCACACACACAGAGUGAGCAGCCAGGAAAUGACAGCAGCACUCCAGCUCUUACUACUAACACAAUAUCGCAUCCAGAGGACGUGGCACAGACCGAGGGUUCGCAGCAGCUCCACCUGCAGCCCAGCGAUUCAUUAGAGAAGCAGCAACCCAAGAGGUUACACGUCUCUAACAUCCCUUUCCGCUUCCGGGACCCUGACCUCCGGCAAAUGUUUGGGCAAUUUGGGAAGAUUUUAGACGUGGAGAUUAUUUUUAAUGAACGAGGCUCCAAGGUCAACAAUGCCACCGCCAGAGUAAUGACCAACAAAAAGAUGGCAAACCCUUACACAAAUGGCUGGAAGCUGAAUCCAGUGGUUGGAGCCGUAUAUGGUCCUGAAUUUUAUGCAGUGGCAGGUUUUCCAUACCCCAGUGCAGGAGCAGCUGUUGCCUAUAGAGGGGCUCAUUUGAGAGGGAGGGGCCGCGCCAUCUACAACACGUUCCGUGCUGCACCUCCGCCUCCACCUAUCCCCACCUAUGGAACCGUGGUCUACCAGGAUGGAUUUUAUGGGGCAGAAAUAUAUGGAGGAUAUGCAGCCUACAGAUAUGCACAGCCAGCUGGUACUGCUGCAGCUGCUUAUAGUGACAGUUACGGCAGAGUCUAUGCAACCGCAGACCCCUAUCACCACACGAUUGGUCCUGCAGCCACAUACAGUGUGGGCACUAUGGCUAGCCUUUACAGAGGAGGGUGCAGUCGCUUCACUCCCUACUAGAAAAGAGGGAGACAGGCCCCCCUUUCCUUUGCCACAGGCAUAAAAAGCAAAAACUCAAAUCAGCUAAAAUCAGCUUUCACCCCCUUCAUGAAAAACUCACAGCAAGAUGCUUCCAGUUGGCAGAUGUAACUCUGACAUGCAAGAAUCAUCUUAAAACUGCUUCCCUGUUUACGGACUGUAAACAUUUACUGAUGUCAUUUAUUGAUGUACUGUACUUAUUGUUGUAAAUAACAAUGUGUUGAUUUGAAUGUUUGGAUUGAAAAAGUUGAACAAAGACAAUAUUAGCUGAUGUGGACCAAGCUGACCAAAAACUAGACUUUAAUGAAAUUCAAAGAAACAUUUGUUUUGCCCUGUGACUCCUCUGAAUGGCCUUUGGUGCCAGUUUAAAUCCGUUUACCUAGACUCCUAUAUACUCCUAUAUACUCCUAUAUCCAUAUGUUCAUUACUGUGCAAAUGUCUUGAGCCUUCCCUCUUUUCUGUCUGUUGUGCUUCCAAGGGGCCAGACUUUUUUUUCGUUUUUAAAGUGGUCCUGAGCUAAUUCUCCAGGCAUUCUCAAGACCUUUCAGAGUUUUUCUUUGAGCUGCUUUUUCACAUAUUUUCAGUCCAGUUCUUGUACCUUGACCAUUUUCAGAGAAAUUGUUUGUUUAAAGUCUCAGUACCCAGGGUUAGGGUUAGGCUGCUGAGUGAUUGUGUGUUUUUGCUGUCACUGACUGAUUGUGAACAGAAAUGCAGACUCCACCUGUAGGUAGCCACUGUUGGACACGAGACAGGUAUAUAGGUUACUGGAUGGGAAGCAUCUUGUCUCACUGCAGCUCAGACUGACUGUAAUCUUUCUCAAACAGACUGGCAAAGAUAAAUUCAAAGGAAAACUCUUUUAAAUUUAGAGAGAUGCACAUGUUGUAACUAGUCUCAGUCAGUCUUCUUUAAUGGGCUCAAAUACGGAAACAAACAACGUUUUUUGGCAAACAGUUUACUGUAAAUUGCAUUAAAUGUAACCCAGGAAAGCUUGUGUCUUUUUGCACCCGCUGUGUGUGUGUAAAAGUAUUUAUGUAUUUGGAGUGAGGGGGGUGGCUUUGGGUGGCUGGCUGAAAGCUGUGACCACAGUGCCCAAACCUUGGCUCUGUCUCUUUAUUUAGCGCAUUUAGUGCCAAGCCUGACUUACACUACAUACUCAGCGCAGAACAGUGCAGAACCGAACUGGACUCAACAGAGGAUCUUAAUAAAAAAGGUGUUAGAUUAAAUGUAACCUUUAAUGUCUAAAUGUAUAAUAUGUUAGGAUUAGUUAAAUGAAUAUGUGCAGUAUUCACAGUCUCGUGCUUUUAUCUUCAGACACUCUUAGUCAAAUAAAAAGAUACAAACAGUUUAUUAUGCCAGAAUUAAAUUUCCCAUCCAUUUAGCACUCUGUGACCAGCUGGGCCACUUCACUUUAAUAUUUAAUGUGAAAAAUGCUGACAGUUUCAAGAAAGACAGAAAAAAUAUGACACUAUAGUACACUACACUAAGAAAACAGCAGUACAAUGAUGCGAGUGGCAACAGAUUUUCGAUGUAUUAAAGUAAAUUGCUGCAGUAUCACAAUGUUUGCUUGAACCAGUUCAACUAAAAACUAAUAGCAAACUGAUAUCAUCUUAUUGUCACUGUUUUCCUGUUUAUGGCCAUCUUGAUGCACUCAAACCUGGUCCCUGUCAUUAAACCAACCAUGUCAAAGGUUGGGAUUUUGUUAGUUGAUUACUCACUUUUACAAUAAUUUUGGUCACACAGCAGUCUCCAACCACUGUUUAUUUAAGUCACUCAAACAUAACACAGUUUGACAGGCAUAAAAUUGUAUUUUUGUGCCAACCAGGUGAUUUCCAAGAGCUGUUAGCUGAAAUCUUAGGAUAUGUUGACAUGGUGUGUCAAGAUAUUUGAGGAAACUGGACAAAUAGAGGACAAAAAAAAGACCAAAAAAAAAUUUAAAAAAUAGAUGAACAGUGUCUGAACAUCAUGUCCUUCAGAAAUAGCAAAGCAAAGGCAAAGGCUUGACACAAGACCUGAGAAAUGAUCAGCUGAUCCAUGUACUAUUCUCUGAAAGCUCAUCAGAAUUAGAGUGGGUGCUUUUCAGUGGCAGCCAUUUUUAAGGAAGGAACCAGCGAGAAAAGGCUGAGGUAUACCAAAUUAUACAGGAACUAGACUGAAAAUCAGCAGCAGCAGGAAUGAUUAACCCAAACAACCUCAACAAUGUUUCAGCAGUCUGGGGCAAUCUCGACAGAUAAUGGAACAAAUGGCAGUAAACACCUAAUGAAGAGCUUUGAAUGUCCUGUAAGAGGCCUGGAGAACUUACAUAAGUUACAAUGUUACUGUGUGUAUGUAAAAUGUAACAACAACAUUUUCCCAGGACUCUGUGCAUUCCUGUGAAAAACCAAGUACACCCCAUGAUUCAACAGCCUGUAGAAUCUCCUUUAGCAGCAAUAACUGUUUUUUUUUCUGUAUGUCUUUACAAGUAUAUCACUUUGUUGUGGAGGAAUUUUGACCCACUGUUCUUCAUGAUGUUGCUUCAGUUCAUUGAGGUUUGUGGGCAUUCAUUAAUGCUCUCUUUAAGUCCAGCAACAGUAUUUUAAGUUCUGUCAAGGUCUGGGCUUUGACGGGGAUUGCAACACUUUUUUUUUUCAUUUCAUUAACUCUUUGCAACUGUUGCAUGACCCACUUUAAGUAUUAGCUGUUGCAGAGAUGCCUCAGCUUUGACUCUAGAGUGCUUUAGUAUACCAAGGAGUUCAUAGUUAAUUCAAUGAAUAUAACAUGCCCAGAUGCUACAAACUGUCCCCCGCUGUGCUGACAUCUGGUACACUUCAGUCUCAUCUGUCCAAAUCACUUUGUUUCAGAAGUCUUGUAGUUUGUUCAGAUGAAACUCUGCACACCCAAACCAUGCUGUCCUGUUAUUUUUAGAGAGAAGAGACUUUCUUCUGGUAACCACGACAAACAACCAAUACUUGGUCUUUUUCUAAUCUUGAACUUUACAGGCCUCAGUUACCAUGUUACACGUUAGAGUCUGAGAAGUGGGUUUUAUGCAGUUUAUCUCAGCACUCUGAACUUGGGGUGAAUUUGCUGGGACACCCACUGCCUGAAAGACUGUGGCAUUAUGUUAACACACCUGAAAGCUCCAAACCAGCAAACUGCUAAGACUUUUGCUUUUAUAUAUGUUCACAUUUGCUGGGGCCUUGUCCGGUUCCCGUCCAUGAACAGGAGUUUAGUUUCAUAUUGACUUAGAUGGACUCAAACCUGACCCUACUCUGUCCCUGCCCCUCAAGGAGCUGAAACUGCAUCAGAAAAGGUAAAAGAAAGUGUUGCAUUAUGAAACCUGAAAGGUGAGUGGAAGAGUGGGGUAUGUUUUUUUUUAAUCUAAACUCAGCAUGAAUUGAUUUUCUAACACAGUAUGGAGGAAGAGCUGUGUCAACCAUUGCAAAAUGAGAACCGUUCAGAGUCUACUGAUUGUUGCCACAGUGCCCAGGAGGUCGGAGGUAUCCCAUUACUGCUGAAUGUCUCUAAUAGAAACAACAAAAAGCUUAUACACCAAUACUUCAUGUUUCAUGACUCCUCGUGUUCUCUGGAGGCAAUAAUUACACGUAUGCACAUGUAGGAACAACAGAGGCUGUUUCUCACAAUGUUAUUAUGAAACUGUGGUUUUCUUCCUGCCCCCUGCUUUAAUAUGUAUAUGGUCAUGAUUUAUGAUGUUCAUCAUAAUGAUGAUAAAUGAAUACAUCAAUAUUACUACUAAUGAUAAUAAAUAAACAAUUAAAUAAUAAUAAAACAUUUAAAAGUGCAGCUGAUCAUGGCACAGUCCAAUCUUCUUAUCUUGUUGCUUCUCACUCUUAAAAAAGAAGGCAACAUUUUAGUUACCAGAUAUUUCAGUACCUUCAGUCAAAUAACAAGAAGAUAGUUCCAUCCACCUUGUUUGGUCAAAAUAUUUAACAACUGCAUGAAUAUUUAUUGAAUAAUGAUGCUGAGAGAUUGCUACAGAGAUGGAUGUGUGAUGGCUUUAGAAACAUCUUUGAGAGCUGAAUAAGCACCAAGCUUUUCACCACCACGAACAACAACAGUACCUAAGACACACUGAGAGAGGACAGUAACUGAAUAGCAAAGUCUUCUGAUAACACAGGGAUGUUACUGUGGCUUAUAAAUCGUCUGCUCAUUUUUAUUUGUUCUCUAAAUACUGUCAAAAAUGUUGCUAAUGUAGUCUAGCUCACUAGAGAUUAUUAGCUCACUGUAACCUUCUGAGACAUUAGACCUGUGGCAUGUGUGUUAGUGCCAGCCAAGGAGCUGACCUGCUUUUUUAUUUUAGUUAAAAAUCUCUGUUCGUAUUCUGGUCAAACCAGCACAGCUCCAGAUCCAAGUGACAGCAAGUCAGAAAUAUGUUACCUAUCAAUGGCCAGCAGCAAGCUUUGUUCACUUUGAAUAUGACUAUAAAUUGAUAUGGAUCAGUUUGUUGUGGGUUCUGUAUACAACAUAAUUUAUUCUCCAGUCUUGGAACUGAGGUGAUGCAGGGCUUGUAUGAAUUCACUGUAUGAACUUUAAUGUAAAAGUAACUCUCGUAGCAGUUUGUAUAAAGUGAUUUUAUAGAGUUUAAGAUGAUGCAGCUUUAUUUGCUUGAUUGAUUUGGUGGACUGCCUCUACUGCAUGUGGUUAGAGACUGAAACAAGACUAAAACAAGGCAGUGCGUGUUUCUGCUGUUUAUCUGCUUUACUACAAAUUGUUCUUAACAUACUUUAGACAGUUGUGGCCCAGAUGUUUGAGCCUCUGCCCAAGAAUCAAUAAAUAAAGGGUCCACCAUAUCCCACCUAUAGGUCAUGCUAAAUUUAAAUUCUUUAAUUCUGUUUUAGAAAUUUAAGCAAACAAUGACUAACAACAUAAAUAAUAAAUGAAUAAAAUGCUAUUAUUUAAAUAAUACGUCCAUUCCACGAGCAGUCUGUGUGUGUAAGAUGGUGGAAGCUCAGUCAUUUAAUUCCUGGCUCAGUCCAUGUCGACGUGUCACUGGGCAUGAUUACCUCCACUGUGUCUAUUUAGCAUGUAUUGGACAGGUCAAAAGCAUAUAAAUGAUUUCAGUAAUGGUUAAAAAAAACAUAGGUGCUAGCACCUUUAAUGUAAAGCAUUACUUAGAGAAAUGGCCCUGUGCUAUAACAUCAGCACUGUAAUAAAUACAGUGCUGAAUUAUGUUCAUACUGUUUUUCACUACAGUCUUUUAUAAUAAUAAUAAUAAUGGAUUGGAUUUAUAUAGCGCUUUUCAAGGCACCCAAAGCGCUUUACAAUGCCAUUAUUCAUUCACGCUCACAUUCAUACACUGGUGGAAGCAAGCUAC
This is a messenger RNA of Oreochromis aureus, 6688 nucleotides long. It is a transcript of the gene rbfox3a, whose product is annotated as RNA binding fox-1 homolog 3a. NCBI's taxonomy places the organism in Eukaryota, Metazoa, Chordata, Actinopteri, Cichliformes, Cichlidae. Gene Ontology annotation, biological process: nervous system development; regulation of alternative mRNA splicing, via spliceosome. Gene Ontology annotation, molecular function: mRNA binding. The coding region runs from base 310 to 1362 and encodes 350 amino acids. The transcript has 11 exons. Gene Ontology annotation, cellular component: cytoplasm; nucleus. The record is from RefSeq and is a predicted model, not a curated record.